ACUCGUGGGCCUUGCUGGCGUGCCAUCCUCCGCAGGAUCGAACACCACGCACCAUCACAGCCGUCGCACGUGCUCUCUCCACUCCGCCACGCUUUCCUCGCGUAUCACGGCGGCGCCGGCGGCGGGAGGCAAGCGGAGACGGAAGCCGCUCCGCGUUUCUUCCUCGCAAGCCGCAACCACUGUCUGAGCUGCUAUUCUUCUCGUCUCCGACCCCACCUCCGCUGCGCCCGCGGCUUGGAUUGCACUCUCACUUUGCGUAUACUUGAGGCCGGGAGGGCUGUGUGGUUUGGCUGCUAAGGUUCUGGAGGGCGGAGGGCAUGGCGGCGGCGGCGGCCGGAGCGGGAGAGGGCGAGGAGCUCCUCGUCCGCACCAUCGAGGAAGGGGGCGGGCUGUGCGUGGGUGAGCGGUCCUGGCGGCUCAACUUCGACGGCCUCCGACGCCAGGAGGCGGAGCAGCAGAGGCCGUCGCGCAGCCUCCAUGACUGCCUCGGCAUGCUAGCUCAACGCCCUGGAGACGUUCUGGCUGAAUACUACAACCAACAAUUGGAGAUGCUGGAAGGUUUCAGUGAAAUGGAUACACUCACAGACCGUGGCUGCCUUCCUGGACUAUCCAAGGAAGAACGUGAGAAGAUUGCUCGCAGUGAAACAUUAGCCAUCCGAUUAUCUAACAUAGCAAAUAUGGUUCUUUUUGCUGCAAAAGUUUAUGCCUCGCUAAGGAGUGGCUCCCUAGCUAUUAUUGCUUCAACACUGGAUUCUCUACUUGACUUGCUAUCCGGGUUUAUUUUAUGGUUUACUGCGUUCUCAAUGCAAACACCAAACCCAUACAGGUACCCAAUUGGUAAAAGGCGCAUGCAACCUUUGGGAAUACUUGUUUUUGCUUCUGUUAUGGCAACACUCGGUCUUCAAAUUAUCCUAGAAUCUACACGCUCAUUGAUAUCUGAUGGAGGUGAAUUCCGCUUGACAAAAGAACAGGUUAUGUGGGUUGUUGAUAUCAUGCUCGCGGUGACAUUGGUGAAGCUUCUGCUGGUUAUAUAUUGCCGCUCAUUCACCAAUGAAAUUGUGAAGGCAUACGCACAGGAUCACUUUUUUGAUGUUAUCACCAACAUUAUUGGCCUUGUGGCCGCACUUCUUGCUAACUAUUUUGAAGGCUGGAUUGACCCAGUUGGAGCUAUCAUCCUAGCGAUCUACACGAUCAGGACAUGGUCUAUGACGGUGCUAGAGAACGUCCAUUCACUGGUCGGCCAGUCGGCCUCACCGGAGUUUCUCCAGAAGCUCACCUACCUGUGCUGGAACCAUCACAAGGCUGUGAGGCACAUCGACACGGUGCGGGCGUACACGUUCGGCUCCCACUACUUCGUGGAGGUGGACAUUGUUCUGCCGUGCGACAUGCCCCUGCAGGAGGCGCAUGACAUCGGCGAGGCCCUGCAGGAGAAGCUGGAGAGCCUGCCCGAAAUCGAGCGCGCCUUUGUCCACCUCGACUACGAGUUCACCCACCAGCCCGAGCACGCUCGGUCCUACGACACAUAAUAUAGCCUGAAGGCCCUGGUGCUGUUCGUGGAGCUUAAGAGAGUGCCUGUGCGGAACUGCUGAAGGUAUCGAAGUAAGCCCAGAUUCAGAAAUCUGGAUGUUGCCUGCUGUGCUUCUGUCUUUCUGUGGUUGGCUACUGGAUAAUGGGGCCCAGGCACUGCAUGAAUUACGAUUCUUAACCUGUUACAAACUUACAAUACAUGUAUAUGAUGAAGUGUCUUUUUUUUUCUUGCCUUGGCUACGGCGGGCUUAUGCCAGCAUGAACCUUUUUAUAAAUCUCUGAACGUGUAAGUACAUGAAGUGUCUCACUCCUC
This is a messenger RNA of Lolium rigidum, 1840 nucleotides long. RefSeq names its product metal tolerance protein 5-like. Gene Ontology annotation, cellular component: membrane. Gene Ontology annotation, molecular function: manganese:proton antiporter activity. NCBI's taxonomy places the organism in Eukaryota, Viridiplantae, Streptophyta, Magnoliopsida, Poales, Poaceae. The transcript is spliced from 6 exons. The record is from RefSeq and is a predicted model, not a curated record. Bases 318 to 1526 code for a protein of 402 amino acids. Gene Ontology annotation, biological process: transmembrane transport; monoatomic cation transport.